CAGUGUUGUGAGUGUGAGGCUGUGGGGAGAGACUGCAUCAAGGAGCGGGAACUGUGCGCUUGCAUCGGGAACGUUGUGCGUGGGAGUUGUUCUCUCUCUACCUGCCAUUUGCAUUCCUUCUUUAUUCUCUAACACUCAUCCUCAGGACGAGCUCGGGCGCACAGGGAGUCCAAUUAUGACCGAGGGAUGAUCGCGCAGUGUGUGUGUGUGUAUGUGGAGGGGUUUGCCUGUUUUAACUACAGCUGUCAUCUUUAGAGCCGCGACAGUGCCGUUGUGGAGAUUGGAAAUUUGCAAGAAAACGGCUGGCUGUUGUGUUUUCUCCUCCUAGCCUCCCAUCUUUUUUUCUUUUUUUUUUUUUGGAAAGCUGUCUUUGAGGGCGAUGGACUUGAGAUAGUGCGUCUCAAUUUGAGUGUUGGUGGCUGGGAGUUGCCGUCGGGGAGAAAUGCGAGAGGAUGCUUGGAAGCAGUGAAGGCUACAGCAGGUAACCGAUAAGAUGGCGGCCGGGGAAGCGACUGGGCACAGCUACCUGGUGGCUUGCUGGCAGCCCAUUCUGAUCUUGAUGCUGGGCACCGUGCUGUCUGGCUCCACUACAGGCUGUCCAUCCCGCUGUGAGUGCAAUGUUCAAGAGCGCUCUGUGAUGUGCCACCGCAAGAAGCUCAUGACAGUUCCCGAGGGCAUUCCUGCAGAAACGAAACUGCUGGACCUCAGCAAGAACCGCAUCAGAACCAUCAACCCAGACGAGUUUGCCACCUUUGCCAACCUUGAACACCUGGAGCUCAGUGAAAACACGAUCUCUACUAUUGAACCCGGAGCAUUCAACAACCUUUACGGCUUGCGGACAUUGGGGCUGCGUAGCAACAAGCUUAAGCUGAUCCAGCUCGGUGUCUUCACAGGCCUGAGCAAUCUCACGCAGCUGGACAUAAGUGAGAACAAGAUUGUCAUCCUGUUGGACUACAUGUUCCAGGAUUUGUACAACCUUCGGUCUUUAGAGGUGGGUGACAACGACCUGGUUUUCAUCUCCCACCGGGCUUUUCAUGGCCUAAGUAGCCUUGAGCACCUGAGUCUUGAGAAGUGCAACUUGUCCUCUGUGCCAACAGAGGCUUUUACCCACCUUCACAGUUUGAUCACUCUCAGGCUGCGCCACCUUAAUAUCAAUGUCAUACGGGAUUACUCCUUUAAACGGCUCUAUCGCCUCAAAGUGUUGGAAAUAGCCAACUGGCCAUAUCUGGAUACGAUGACCCCAAAUUGCUUGUAUGGAUUAAAUCUCACCUCCCUGACCAUUGCAAAUGCCAACCUAACCACGAUUCCCUAUGUAGCCCUGCGGCACUUGGUUUACUUGCGCUUUCUUAAUCUUUCAUACAAUCCUAUCCAUACCAUUGAGGGGAAUAAGCUCCAUGAUCUUCUGCGUCUACAGGAAUUUCACUUGGUAGGAGGUAGACUGGCAAUGAUUGAGCCCUACUCUUUCCGCGGUCUAAACUACCUGAAGAUUCUAAACGUGUCUGGAAACUCUCUUAGUACUUUAGAGGAGUCGGCUUUCCAUUCAGUUGGCAACCUGGAAACCCUUGCCCUGUAUGAUAAUCCCCUGGCCUGCGACUGCCGACUGUUAUGGGUUUUCCGACGACGCUGGAGACUGAACUUCAACAGGCAACAGCCUACCUGUGCCUCCCCUGAGUUUGUCCAAGGCAAAGAAUUCAAAGACUUCCCGGAUGUUCUGCAGCCCAACUACUUCACGUGCCGCAAGUCGAGGAUUAGGGAUCGCAAGCCCCAGCAGAAAUUUGUUGAUGAGGGAGCCAUUGUUCAUUUUGCUUGCCAAGCAGAUGGAGAUCCUGCUCCAGUGAUUAUGUGGCUAUCCCCGCAGAAAAAGUUUAUCACCACCAAAACAAUUGGAAGGCUCUCCGUGUUGCCAGACGGUACCCUCGAGGUUCGCUAUGCCCAGAUUCAAGACAAUGGCACAUACGUGUGUAUAGCAAGCAAUGCAGGCGGAAAUGACACCUCUCUUGCUCACCUGCACAUUCACAGCUACUCGCCUGACUGGCCCCACCAACCCAACAAGACGUUUGCCUUCAUCUCCAACCAGCCCACAGAAACUGGUGCUAACGGUACAAGAGCCAAUGCCCCUUUCCCCUUUGAUAUAAAGACGUUGAUCAUUGCGACCACAAUGGGCUUUAUUUCUUUUCUCGGUGUCGUCUUGUUUUGCUUGGUACUGCUCUUCCUUUGGAGCAGAGGUAAAGGCAACACUAAGCACAACAUCGAGAUCGAGUACGUGCCACGGAAAUCGGACGCUGGCAUGAGCAGCAGCACAGUGGAUGCUCCUCGCAAGUUUAACAUGAAAAUGAUUUAAUGGACCUGUGGGAUUUAUUCAUUUUGAACUUGAAAAAUAAGACAAAAGGAAAAGAAGACAUUUUCUUUCCUCCCGCACAAACCUGUGGAUCCUGGUCUGUUAACAUAGAGUAUUGUUUUUUCCUGACUGAAGCACUAGAGAGGAGGGCAGUUCCUGACUUUCACAAGUGAGAGGGAAUGGAAGCACAUGCAGUGCUACGGGGCAUCGGUGGUUUCUACGAGGCCUGCGGGGGCAUUAAUUAAGAGUCAGAUUUGUCAUAAGAAGUUCAUAUUCCUGUGGAUUUAUACUGGGAAUAAUGUCAGAAAAGAAAAACACUUCAAACAGCCAGAAGGCGAGGGGCAGAUCAGAUUUUGGCCAUUGCUGUUUCUUGUCUGUAUUUUUAUUUUUAUUUCCAAGGUUAGAUGUCAAGUUAUGAAUGAGAUUUGUAUGGGUUGAUGAGCACAUUUAUACAACAUUGAUGCAUUUCAUGUACAUCAUCAUUAUACUGUGUGCUACAUUCAGUAUGGUCUUUUUCUUUUCUGCAGUGAUGAUUGUUCUGUAAUACAUUAAAUGUGUAUCUGUGUCACAAUACAUGAUGGGAAAGAAAAAAAAAAAGCCCCAGCAAUUAGCAGAAAUACAUAACAUUGUUUGACACAAAUAUAUCAUAAAACUAUUGGUGAUUUACCAUAUAAACUUAAAUUUGAUGCCUUAGUGGCUAAUUGGUAGCGACCCUCUUGACCAACAAAGUACAGGCCUAAUAAAGGGAAAAAAAAGUUUACACUGAUUGUCAUGUGACUUAAAAAACAGAAUGAUACACAAAAAAAAGCUCUGAAAAAUACUGUCUCAGUGUAAGGGAUGCAUCAUGCAAGUUUUACUAUUCAUACCAAUUCUCAGUACAACACUGUAAAAAUGGUAGUGAGGUUUGUAAGAAUAAUUGCACUUUUAGAAAUACAAAUACUGAUAUUUAGCAUUGAAAGACAGCAGCAAAUUCUGCUCUUACAUGAGGCUCUUUAUUGGAUUUUAGCAUUGAGGAAAUGCUCUUACAAAGCCCUUUGAGCCCAGUAUCUGAUAUCAGUAUCCCACUUCCCUAAUGUUCAGAUGUAACCUAACUGUGCACACACAUGGAUUGAGGGCAUGAUAAAAAAAAAUGUGUGAUGUUGCUGAUGCGAUGCAGCUCUGUGCCAACAAUAGAUGCAGCAUCUAGUUACAGUUUUGCCAUCAAAUAAAAAGGUUGGUACCUUGAUACUAGAAGCCCUUAUCCCUGACUUUUUAAAUUGGAUUUCAAAAACUGUUACGUAACGGUAUUACUUUGUGCUCAACAUGAUUGUGCAGGAAUACAAGUAGUGGUGCUCACGUUUUUUGGAUACAAUGUGCUCCUCAAGCUGUAGAAUAUUUCUUUCAUUGUUUUUCUUGUUUGUUUUAUGAAUCAAUGAUUUAUUUAUGCCGAUGCUCCCCUCUCAUCAAAGCCAUGGAAAUAUUACCUUCCAGGAUCGUUAACAAGUUUGCUAUUCCCCAGAAAUGUGCAAAGUUUGUCAGGGGAAUAAGAACUGCGCAUAUUAUGCUCCCAGUUGGCCCUGCAUAUAAAAUGUGAGUUUACAGCCUUUCCUUUUCAAGUACACACUGUGGACAGCUGGGCUUUGCAAACGUGUGUGAGGAUAAAGGCCAAGUUAUUUAUGAUGGAUGACAUUACAGACAACGACACAGUAAUGGGCUGGAAGUAUGGACAGAAUAUGCAGAUGGCUCGAGUGACACAGAUGGUUUCACCCAUGGAGCAAUCUGAAGCAGCUUUGGUGUAAUCCGUUUUGCAUAAAGGAAAAAAAAAAUCACUGGAUAUGGCUCGUGGUUCUCCCUCUUGCUGAUUAUGAAUGCUCUCUUAGUUCAAAGUGUGGCUACUGUACCUAGCCUUUUUUUGGUCCCGAGUGAUCCCGGGAUCCUGUUAUUUCUGUUUCUGUUACUCCUUAUUUUUUU
Messenger RNA from Plectropomus leopardus (leopard coralgrouper), 4288 nucleotides. It is a transcript of the gene lingo1a, whose product is annotated as leucine rich repeat and Ig domain containing 1a. The record is from RefSeq and is a predicted model, not a curated record. Lineage: Eukaryota; Metazoa; Chordata; Actinopteri; Perciformes; Serranidae. Gene Ontology annotation, molecular function: protein binding. Gene Ontology annotation, cellular component: plasma membrane.